Messenger RNA from Colletotrichum chrysophilum, 1194 nucleotides. RefSeq lists its product as uncharacterized. The transcript has 4 exons. The coding region runs from base 1 to 1194 and encodes 397 amino acids. NCBI's taxonomy places the organism in Eukaryota, Fungi, Ascomycota, Sordariomycetes, Glomerellales, Glomerellaceae. The record is from RefSeq and is a predicted model, not a curated record.
AUGGGUUUCAGUGGUAUUGCUACUGCCCAGAUUCUUAACAUCCCCAUGUCAGUCGUAACGAUUGCCCUCCUUCUGGGCUCCGGAUGGGCGUCCAACAAAGCAAGAAUCCCGGUCCCUCUAUUUCCGAUUUCCAGUUGCGUCAUCACUGUGGCUUGCUAUUCCGUUUUGGUUGCCUAUCCUCACGACAUUGGUGUCUACAUUGCCAUGAUUAUCGGGAAUGCAUUCUCCAUCGCGUGGUUUCCUUAUGGACAGAUUGGUGAUGCUAUUGGGCCGCAGAUGUUCCAAGAUGCCUAUGAACCGCGCUAUCAGCUGCCAUUUGGGCUCGCGAUGGGACUCAAUCUCCCAGCCUGGGUCACUGACAAUUUCACCGUCACCCCUGGGGGCUACCACGAUGGCCAACCAUCUCGCAACAAAUUGGUAAUCUUCGCCGAUGGCACCUACCUUGAGUUCUUCAACUGGUACGAUAAGCCACCGGCCCUCGAUGAUGAGGAGUUGCCCAUGAGAUUUUGGGGUCCUAAAUCCCCGGGGCUGAUCGACUUCGCCAUCACCAACACAACCCACUCUGCUGAGGAAUUGGUGGGUACGGUCAACGAACGAUUGUCCGAGGGGCCCGAGAAAGACGCCGGCCUUGGCGUCAAAUUCGGCAGACCGAUUGCGGGCUCACGCAAGAAGGCUGAUGGCGUGGAGAUCAGCUGGAAGGUCACGCGUCCGGAGUUCUCCCAAGGCGACAAGACGCCCGGCCAAGAGCUCUUCGCCGACGGCAGAAUCGACGUCCCGUUCUUCUGCCACGACGUCACCUUGCGAGCUGGAAGGGUUCCAAGUGAGGACGAGAAGAAGACGACACACCCUUGCGGUGCCACUGGCAUUGCGGCUUGCGAGAUCCUCGUGCCCAAGCACCUGCUGACCGAGUACGCUCGUGUCUACUCCAAGAUUCUCGGCUCCAAGUUCGAGCCUGCCGCCGGAAAGAGCUCGUACACCUUCGACAUCGGCGUGCCGCAGGGUUGUUCCCGAUCCACGGUGGUAGUGCGCGCUGCUGAGAGUGAGAAAGACAUCAAGCGCAUGCAAGAGAGGGGAAUUGGUUUCUCCGGUCUUGUUCUUGCCGUCAAGGGCGAUGCCCCUGGUGGUGAUGCGAAGCGCCCGUUGGGCUCUACGGGCAUCGAGUCUACGAUCUGGUUGGAGAAGUCGAAGUCUUAA